This is a messenger RNA of Microthlaspi erraticum, 1455 nucleotides long. Lineage: Eukaryota; Viridiplantae; Streptophyta; Magnoliopsida; Brassicales; Brassicaceae. The record is from the annotation of a GenBank genome assembly.
AUGGAGAUUGAGCGGAAGCUGCUGCGUCUUCUCCACGGCCACAGUACCCGAACCCGUUUACCCGAAAUCCACGCCCAUCUCCUCCGUCAUUUCCUUCAUGGUUCCAAUCUCCUUAUCGCCCACUUCAUCUCCAUCUGCGGUUCCCUCCGUAACUCUGAUUACGCUUCCCGCGUCUUCGCUCACAUCCAAAACCCAAACGUCCUCGUCUUCAACGCCAUCAUCAAAUGCUACUCCCUCGUCGGUCCUCCUCUACAGUCUCUCUCUUUCUUCUCUUCCAUGAAAUCCCGCGGCAUUUGGGCUGACGAGUAUACCUACGCGCCUCUGCUCAAAUCAUGUGCGUCUCUUCCUGAUUUGCGGUUCGGGAAAUGCGUUCACGGCGAGGUUAUCAGAACCGGGCUUCACCGGCUUGGCUCGAUACGGAUUGGUGUGGUGGAGCUCUACGCGACGAGUGGGAGAAUGGGUGAUGCUCAGAGAGUGUUCGACGAAAUGCCUGAGAGAAACGUCGUCGUUUGGAACCUGAUGAUUCGAGGGUUCUGCGAUUCCGGUGACGUCGAAAGAGGUCUUGGUUUGUUCCGGAAGAUGAGCGAGAGGAGCGUCGUGACGUGGAAUUCGAUGAUUUCGAGCUUAUCCAAAUGUGGAAGAGACCGUGAAGCUCUGGAGCUUUUCUGCGAAAUGAUUGAUCAAGGCUUCGAUCCUGACGAGGCCACUGUGGUCACGGUCUUACCAAUCUCUGCAUCUCUCGGAGUUUUGGAUACCGGAAAAUGGAUUCACUCCACCGCGGAAUCAAAGGGUUUGGUUAAAGACUUCAUCACCGUAGGCAACGCUCUGGUGGAUUUCUACUGCAAAAGCGGAGACUUGGAGACAGCGACAUCAAUAUUCAGGAAAAUGCAGCGGAGAAACGUCGUGACAUGGAACACGAUGAUAUCGGGAUCGGCGGUGAACGGAAAGGGAGAGUUCGGGAUUGACUUGUUUGAUUCGAUGAUCGAGGAAGAGGAAGUAGCUCCAAACGAAGCCACAUUUGUAGGGGUCUUGGCCUGCUGCUCGUACACAGGUAAGGUGGAGAAAGGAGAGGAAUUGUUUUGUUUGAUGACGGAGAGAUUCGAACUUGAGCCGAGCAUUGAGCAUUACGGUGCGAUGGUUGAUCUGAUGAGUAGGAGCGGGCGGAUCAGAGAGGCGUUUGAGUUUGUCAAAACUAUGCCAGUAGAGGCUAAUGCAGCAAUGUGGGGGUCUCUGCUUAGUGCGUGUCGCAGUCACGGAGAUGUGAAGCUAGCAGAGGUUGCAGCCUUGGAGUUAGUGAGGAUUGAGCCAGGGAAUUCGGGGAAUUAUGUUCUGUUGUCUAAUUUGUAUGCAGAGGAAGGGAGAUGGGAAGAUGUAGAGAAGGUAAGAGCGUUGAUGAAGAAGAAAUCGCUUAGGAAACCUUCAGGCCAAAGCACCAUUUGCGAUGUAUCGUUGUGA